AUGCUUUCAAGGAUCAGUAUACUACAACUCUUCCCUAGAUCACAGUUCUUCCAAAUGUUCAUUAUUAUAGGCCAUAACUUUCUUGAUAUGGAUGAGAGUCUUGGUUGUAUUUUUCUCACUAUCAUUGCUAAUAAGAGUAGUGAGAUAGGAGACAUAUACUCAUUCCAAACAGCAUUAAGAGAGACUUAUGCUUCUAAUGCUGAUUCUAAUGCCUUAUCUCUAUUUUUAGCACUAUUAAGCAUACAGAAUAUACCAAUUAAGUUAUGGUAG
Molecule: messenger RNA, 270 nt
Organism: Heterobasidion irregulare TC 32-1
Lineage: Eukaryota; Fungi; Basidiomycota; Agaricomycetes; Russulales; Bondarzewiaceae
Exons: 3
Coding region: 1-270 (89 amino acids)
Source: RefSeq, a predicted model, not a curated record